Molecule: messenger RNA, 738 nt
Organism: Aspergillus viridinutans
Lineage: Eukaryota; Fungi; Ascomycota; Eurotiomycetes; Eurotiales; Aspergillaceae
Exons: 2
Coding region: 1-738 (245 amino acids)
Source: RefSeq, a predicted model, not a curated record
AUGUCUACCGUAUUAGACGGUCCCGCCGGGUUUGCGCUCCGCAAGAAUGGCACCUGUCUCGACACAGAGGUGGACUGUGGUGCCACCCUUCACCCAUUUCGAGCCUGCUGCCCCGGAGGCUCAUACUGCCCAAACCAGUACAAUGUGAACUGCUGUCCGUCCGCCGCGAACUGCACACAGCUGCUUGUGGAGACACCAAAAUGCGCCAAUGAGACGUGGGAUUUGUACAGUUAUUACGGAUACUUUUGCUGUGAGAAGGGAACAACAGCCUUCGGGACCAGUUCGCAAAGUGAUGGUUGUGCGGUGCCGGGGUAUAACUUCGACAGCUCCGAGACUCUGUUGCCGGUGGUCUCCUCGGGGAAGGCAUCGGUUGCGACAUCGACUUCCUCCGUAACAUCCACGCCGUCGACGAGCUCUACAUCCUCGACAUCACCAACACGCACAUCGACUCAACCCCCCGAGGCGUCCUCCAAGACAAACACAGGAGCCAUUGCAGGAGGCGUAGUCGGCGGCGUGGCUGGAGUAGCCCUCAUCGCUUUCUUGGUGUGGUGGCUUCUCAGUCGCCGAUCGAAACGUCAACCAGUUCUUCACGGGCCGCAAGUGAUCCCCACCACAGAUUAUAAAAGUAAUAGCCAAAUGGUCAGUGAACUUGACGGCCGCAGUACCGCGCACGAGCUCGAGGGCCAGGCAGAUCAUCCGGCUCACGAACUACCGGCGGACUCGACAUUCCGUCGAUGA